AGUAGGUGACGUCAGUUCCCCCGUUCGCAGUGAGCGAAACAAACAUGGCGAUAGAUUCGAGUGGAUGGGGCUUUACAAUAACUUUAUUCGUGUUUUGUUGUGUUUUUGCGGAAACGCAUGCCCAGGCGGCGGUUUCGGAGUCGAGAGGAGUCACUCGGAUACUCGGCAUGAGGUUGGAGAAGAGCGUCACACCGGCCGGGACUACGGAGAAAGGGGUUAUUCAGGUGACCGAGGGCAGCGACAUCCUCUUCAGGUUCUACGGGCUCCACUUGUUCCCUAACAGCUCGGCGCUCCUCAGCUUCGCGGAACUGUACUCUAGUGACAAAGAGGACGAUAAGUUUGGCUCCGUCGAGGUCCCUCUUAACAGGACUUGUCCCGAACACACGAAGGAUAUAGUAAUCAAUGGGGUCAUGGAGGUAAGCAACAAAAACACCGCCGGGAUUGUCAGCCUCAAAAUCAAGCAGCUCCGCAAGAGCGAGGUGGUAAAGGUGUUCGGCUUGUGCGUCCGCGACACUCAGGAGUUGGAGGAGACGUGGCACCUCCUGGACGAGAAGGACGGCAGACUGCGGGUGGUGGAAGUGAAGAAGUCCUUGCUGCCCAUCUGGCUGCAAGUGAUCAUCAUCUCCUUCCUGCUGGUGCUGUCCGGUAUGUUCAGCGGUCUCAACCUGGGGCUGAUGGCGCUGGACCCAAUGGAGCUGCGCAUCGUCCAAAGCUGUGGCACCGAGAAGGAGAAGAAAUACGCCCGGAAGAUCGAGCCCAUCCGUAGGAAGGGUAAUUACCUACUGUGUUCACUGCUCCUCGGUAACGUCCUGGUCAACACCACCCUCACCAUCCUCCUGGACGACCUCACAAACUCUGGUAUUGGCGCUGUGGUCGCUUCCACCAUCGGCAUCGUUAUUUUUGGCGAGAUCGUCCCUCAGGCGCUGUGCUCUCGACAUGGAUUGGCAGUCGGUGCAAACACCAUCAUGGUCACCAAACUGUUCAUGCUGCUAACCUUUCCUCUGUCAUGGCCCAUCAGUAAGCUCCUUGACUGUGUCCUUGGGCAGGAGAUCGGCACCGUGUACAACCGAGAGAAGCUGGUGGAGAUGCUAAAAGUCACCGAGCCUUACAAUGACCUGGUGAAAGAGGAGCUCAACAUGAUCCAAGGCGCGCUGGAGCUCAGGACCAAAACUGUGGAGGACGUCAUGACGCCGAUCAACGACUGUUUCAUGAUCCACAGCGACGCAGUGUUGGACUUUAACACCAUGUCUGAGAUCAUGGAGAGCGGCUACACGAGGAUUCCUGUGUACGAUGACGAGCGCUCCAACAUCGUCGACAUCCUGUAUGUCAAGGACCUGGCUUUCGUGGACCCGGACGACUGCACCACCCUGAAGACCAUCACCAAGUUCUACAAUCAUCCGGUGCACUUCGUCUUCCACGACACCAAACUGGACUCCAUGUUGGAGGAGUUCAAGAAAGGAAAAUCUCACCUGGCCAUUGUGCAGAAGGUGAACAACGAGGGAGAAGGAGAUCCUUUCUACGAAGUAGUAGGGUUGGUCACCCUUGAAGAUGUGAUCGAGGAGAUCAUUAAAUCAGAGAUUCUGGAUGAAUCGGACCUUUACACUGAUAACCGCACAAGGAAAAAGGUGGCGCCAAAUAAAAAUAAGAGAGACUUCUCAGCGUUCAAGCACGAUAGUGAAUCAAAAGUUAAGGUCUCUCCUCAGCUGCUACUUGCUGCUCAUCGCUUCCUUGCUACAGAGGUGAGCUUGUUCAGUACGUCUCAGAUCUCAGAAAAGGUGCUGCUGCGGAUACUGCGCCAUCCCGACGUGAUCCAGGAGAUCAAGUACAACGAUUGUGACAAGCGCUCACCCCAUCACUACGUCUACCAGAAGGGAAAGUCGGUCGACUACUUUGUUCUCAUCUUGCAGGGUCGAGUAGAAGUGGAGGCAGGUAAUGAGAGCAUGAAGUUUGAGACGGGGCCUUUCUCUUUCUACGGUGUCAUGGCACUCAGCGCUCCCACAUUGGUGGCUGCAUCUCGUCCUCGCCACCUCUCCUUUAAGAGGUUUUCUCUGUUCUCUCGGUUGCCAGGUAAAACAGUUUCCUAUGACUCACUGAGGCCCCCUGCUGGAAGACUCACGCCUACUGCAGAGUUCCGUUCGCCGUCACACCUCAGCGGACUGAACAGAACCGCGUCUCUGAGCGGAGCCGACCGGACAGAGUCUCUCGCCAUCAGUGGCAGCAACACCCAGCUCAACAACAGCUUCUCCUUGCAGCAGUACACGCCCGACUUCUACGUCCGAGCUCUCACUGACCUGCAGUUUGUCAAGAUCACGCGGACUCAGUACCAGAACGGCCUGAUGACGUCCCGUCUGGACAGCUCGCCUCAGUCGCCAGAGAGCGGCUUCAACACAUCCCGUCAGGAUCAGACUGCUCCACUUGCCACCACCAACACCAACACCGACACCACCACCAACACCUCCAUCACGGACCUGAGUGCGGACACCACUGCGAUGGAGAACGGGCCCGACGAGACGACGCUUCUCCUUCUCAACGAGCAGAACUCACCGCACACAGCCAAUCACCACAGCCAGCUGGAGAACAGCGUUUGACGCAUACUUCUCCUUACUGCUACCUUUGCACGCAUGCACUACUACGCUCACAUAUAUGCUGGGGAGGGGAGGAGUGUGUGUGUCUGUGUGUGUGUGUGUGUGUGUGUGUGUUUGUGUGUGUGUGAAUGGAAAUGCAGACAGGCCCAAUGAAAAAAAAAAGCCAUGUGCAUGCAUAUUGUGUAAAUAUGCAAGAGUUUAAACACAGCAGAAAUACACACAUACAUACCAAAGUGUAUCAUGAGAAAUUCCCUCAUCCACUUUUUCAUCAUUUAUAGACUCACUGUACCCAAAACCCAUAUAGCUCGUCAUAAGCAAAGAAUGUCUGCAUUUGUGUGUGUGUGCGUGUGUGUGUGUGCGUGCAUGUGUGUGAGCUCCUUAUGUAAUAGUUGACGACAGAGAUCUGAAGGACCUGCUUGUCUGGACCAGAAAGCUCCUCCCUCUCUUGACCGUCAGAAUAAUCACAGUUCAGAGGCCUCGCCAAUUUUUUGACUUUCUUCAUGUCUGUAUGUGUACGUGCAUGUGUGUGCGUGUGUGUGCGUGUGUGUGCGUGUGUGUGUGUGCGUGUGUGUGCGCGUGUCCAUUUCACCUUCCUUAAUCAGAGACUCAGGGAGACUUCCCGCCCCACCGCCCCCCAGUACAGACAUGCAAGCGCAGUGGAACGCCGCAAACCAACCAACCAACCAACCCACCGCUGCAUGUGUAGCAACCUCCAUCACCUCCACGCCACCCCAUACAGCUAGAAGACAAAGAUCACCCCAGCAGUGGAGUUCAAACAAAGUAAUAUAUGUUCCAUAGAAUUUAUAGUAAUAUAUAUUUAUUGUUAAAACAUGUUUUGAGACACAAGAGACUCCUCUAUUGACGCUUCUUUUUUUUUUUUUCUUUUUUUUUUUGGUUUGAGCAGCACCGGGAGGGUUUGGGUAGAUUACUAUAUACAUAUUUUUACACAUUAAGAGAUUGUGCACCCCGAGAGAAAAGUCCCAGUUUGUGAUUCAGACAAUCAGUAAGAUUCUGAAGAAUGUUAAAGGAAGUGUGUAGCGGACGUGAAUUGUGGCACUUCAGUGCUCCUCUGACUCCGUGACAGAUGUGAAAAGAUGUGACGGGCACCACGGGAAUGUGUCUUCACUGAGGUACUGAGAUUGUCCCUGUGUGUGCGUGUGUGUGUGUGCGUGCGUGCAUUUAUGUGUUUGUUUGUUUGUGACCAAAAAGGCCAUCACCAGACUUGGUGGUAACAGAAACCAAAAGAGGGAAGCUUGAACACCUCCUGACUAGUAAAUACUAUAAGAAAUCUCAGAUUUUUAUUUAUUUAGUUAAACGUGUGUACAUAUUUGUCAAUGAGCGGGGCAGGAAAUCCAAUUUUUAUUGUGCCUCAUAUGUUUCGUGUUUUGGGCUUUAAUCAGAUCCAGGGGGAAGGAGGGUGGAUUUCACUAACGUUUUGUUUCUGUCGUCAAACACACCACUCUGCCCUGGCAUCAAGCAAAGUUCAUUCAUCUGAUCGGGAAUAUUGUUAAUGUAUGUUUUACAGUUAUCACACACUCCACUUUUAUUGUACAUUCUAUAUGAGACUUUAAAAGGUUGAAAUCAUUUUGUGAUUAACACAGCAGGUUUUAUUUUUGAUGUUUUUUUUUGAUAUUUGUAGUGAUUUACCACAUAAAAAAAAAAUCAUACAUCAAGGUUUUCUUUUUGUUUGUUUGUUUUUAAAAUCAAAGAGAAACCGCUGCAUUACUGUCUUGUUUUACAUAAUUGUUUUUCUCUCAAAUUUGCUGAUCUGCACUUUUUCCCCCACAACAAAAAACUCUCACCUGCUUUCUAAAUGUGGUUGAAGGGGAUUCUGGGAUAUGUCGGACAAAUCAUCACAACUUUAAAAUGUAUGGUUUUCGUAGAGAUCAAUAGGAUUGAGAUUCUUAUAAGUUGAUCUUUCUUCUGUCUAAGGAAAAGCUGAAGUUCUGUGAACAUGAAACUACCUAAUCCACCUAAGACAUUGUCCUUUGUUCCACUCCUCUCUCCUUAUCUCUCCCCUCCACUAUUACCCGUUCUUUAACCAAAGUAGCACUCCUCCUGUCCUCGUGCGGGAACUUGUCGAGCACAUCAGAUUUUUUUUGAAUGACACUAAGCUUUUAAUGCCAAUUAAACGCUAAUUUAAUUCUAAUUUAAUUUGAAUUUGUUGGCAUAACUUGUUAUGUCUGACAUUUGAAUCAUUAUUGCCUUGUGUGGUUUUCAUUCUCAGGAAAGCUUAAAUGCCACAAGUGUUUUGUUAAAGACCAAGAAAAACUUUACUGUAUUUUCGAGGGAGUGCAUAUUUUGUGGAUGCCACGCGUGUAAAAUGUUCAAACCCCCCCCCCCCUUUUUUUUGUUUGUUUUAGCUGAAGCUGUCUUCUCUUUUCAAAUGAGUGAUUUUUUGGAAGGAGGAAGCUGUUGUUUUGAAGCAGUCAGGGGAGAGUAGAUGCAGUAUCUUUAUUUUAUCCUGGUAAACACACACACACACACAUGCACACACUCACAGUGGUGAUAACUGAAGAGCAGUUGAGACAUUUCUCUGACGUGUUGUGCGUUGAUGCAUCAUUAAAUCGAAGCUGCGAUGCGAUGUUUUCUUUGCCAGUGUUGUGUCUGCGAGAUGCAAUUGUUUUUUGCCAUGAUGCUCUGUGGUGGUGGAACACAGCUGUGCCUCACACUGCCUUAAACACACUCUUCUGUUCAGCUGAGGUGAACCUUUUUUUGCACAGUGUUACGGUUCACGUGGAAAAACACUCAUAACAACACAGAUUGGAUGCCGGUGUUGAGUUUCAUGACACUAAAACGGCAGCUUACGGGAUUUUUAGUAACGCAAUCUGCUCGGAUAGAAAAAGCCUCAGUGGGUGAACACGACAAGAGCAAAAACCUGCCCCCUUUGAUGGUUUGGUGGUUUUAGGUUUGAGAUUGAUCGACCUGAAAAUGUUUGUUUUCAUGGCGACUGUUUGGGUGAGUGUGUAAAAAUUCAAAAAAAAUGCUAAUGGUUAACCACAUUUAUGACCUUAACACUCCCAUCAUUUUCUGACACUUGAGGGACCAAACCGAGUAUUUGACAAGCAUUCAACAGACAUUACUAAUCCUUUUUUUUGCAGCCAAUUUAAAAAGAAUUUAAUUCCAUUUAAAAGAAAGUCCAACAGUUUGAGGUGGACAACUGGAAAUACCAGACAACGCUACUUUAUUUUGAAAGUCUAGUUUGCGUCACCCACUGACGUUGAAGACCUCUGAGUGAAACUUUACAAAUGAAUAUUUGUCUUCAAGAAAACCUGUGGUUCCCUGUGGUGGGAAACUUAGUAAACAAUACAUCCCACACUCUGAUGCAGUAAUGAACAGAAGCACUUCAGUGAGCACAGCUGUGAUUUUCCCGAAGGCUGCAAAUUUGCCAAAGUUUUCAGAUGAGAAACAGACGAGAUGUCACAACGAUGUGACUGACCAGGAUUUCAUAACCAUUUCUUAACAUGACUCUGCGUUUAUUGUAUUGACACCGUCAGAGAGAGACAACUCUCUGAUUGUUGUCUUUGCCUUCAUCUUUUCAUUAUUUUAACGUUCAUCCCUGGAAACGAACACACACGCUCCCGUUUUGGGGAAAACACUUUUUUUUUGUUUAUUUUUCUGAUUUUUAUGGCUGAGAUUGUUGUUCAUGUCAUGCGUGGGAGCCCCAGCCCCCUCUACGUUCUUCAAAUUUGACUGGUUUUAGGUUCAGUUUAUGUGUGAGAGAGUACCUGGAAAUCAAGUCUGGUUAAAUAUUUUGUUGCUAUUUUGUACCUCAGAAACACUGUCAGUAAUUGUGCUAAACAACUUCUUUUUUUUUUUGUCAUCUUCAUUGUUAUUAUUAUUAUUAUUAUUAUUGUUAGUAAUAAAUUGAAUUUGGGAGAACAGUGAGUAAAGUGACAGACAUUCAGAGGGGAAAUAUGCUGAUUGUCCUUCAUUUUCUCUGGCAUGCUUUUAACUUUUAAAAACAACAGAGUAACAACUGUGUAAAUACUGUUUUAUAAUUUCUGUCUGAAUGAGUUUUUGAAAGUUAUUAAUAAACAUGAGACGUGUUUCUCUAUGGACCUUUGUGAUUUUCA
Messenger RNA from Solea solea (common sole), 6661 nucleotides. It is a transcript of the gene cnnm4b, whose product is annotated as metal transporter CNNM4. Lineage: Eukaryota; Metazoa; Chordata; Actinopteri; Pleuronectiformes; Soleidae. Gene Ontology annotation, molecular function: magnesium ion transmembrane transporter activity; sodium ion transmembrane transporter activity. The transcript is spliced from 9 exons. The coding region runs from base 45 to 2588 and encodes 847 amino acids. Gene Ontology annotation, biological process: magnesium ion transport; magnesium ion homeostasis. Gene Ontology annotation, cellular component: plasma membrane. The record is from RefSeq and is a predicted model, not a curated record.